Molecule: messenger RNA, 6267 nt
Organism: Leptopilina boulardi
Lineage: Eukaryota; Metazoa; Arthropoda; Insecta; Hymenoptera; Figitidae
Gene: CASK
Product: peripheral plasma membrane protein CASK
Exons: 22
Coding region: 488-3334 (948 amino acids)
Biological process (GO): regulation of neurotransmitter secretion; protein phosphorylation
Cellular component (GO): plasma membrane; cell-cell junction
Molecular function (GO): protein kinase activity; ATP binding; signaling receptor binding
Source: RefSeq, a predicted model, not a curated record
GUUUUACAUUGGAGCGAGCGGCUCUGCUCCCAGUAAUCUGCACUCGUAUCGGUUUAUCAAGACUGGGGGCCAAUUCUGGGCCCAAAUAAUCUUAAUAAAUUCCAUAAGACCGAAUUUAAUCUGGUCUCAUAUGGAUUUUUAGAAGCUGUGCUCGCGAAAUAAUAAUUCAUCAUUCAUUUGCUCACCGGUGGGUAGCCCGGGAGCAGCCGAUGGCGUUCGAUUGACAUGCCCAUGUCAUCUCAAUACAACAUUAUUUAUUAUUACAUAUUCUAAGUAAAAAUAUAAUAAUAACAUUUUUAAUCUCUGUGCAGAGAUCAGUGCGACAAUCAGUGUACAGUGCGUAAUCAUUCUGUGACUCGUGCGUGGAGCGGGUGAUACUAUUCGGAGGGGCGAGGCGCCGUGAACUUGCUGCUAAGACUGUCGUCACGUUCGUCUAAUCUAUUAGGAGCCUCGUUUGUUUUUACCACCCACUGUCAAAAGUGAAAAAAUGGCUGAGGACGAGGUUUUGUUUGACGAUGUUUAUGAACUCUGCGAGAUAAUUGGCAAGGGACCAUUCAGCGUUGUACGGAAAUGCAUUCAUCGGCAGACAGGACAGACAUUUGCCGUAAAAAUUGUCGAUGUGGCAAAGUUCACUUCUAGUCCAGGACUCAGUACAGCGGAUUUGAAACGAGAGGCGACAAUAUGUCAUAUGUUGAAACAUCCACACAUAGUUGAAUUAUUGGAAACCUACAGUUCCGAAGGAAUGCUUUACAUGGUGUUUGAACAUAUGGAUGGUUCAGAUUUGUGUUUCGAGGUGGUCAGGCGAGCAACAGCCGGAUUUGUAUACAGCGAAGCCGUUGCCAGCCACUACAUGAGACAGAUCCUGGAAGCCCUACGUUAUUGUCACGAGAAUGAUAUAAUCCAUCGAGACCUGAAACCACAGUGCGCCCUUCUUGCCGGAAAAGAAAAUUCUGCUCCAGUGAAGUUGCGCGGUUUUGGUGUCGCGGUACAACUUCCGUCCUCGCAAACCAAUGGCGUUGAAUGUUACACGACCGAGUAUCGUCAGUGUCUGAGCCCAAAGGGUCAGCUCUACUUGAAGGCCGACAAUGAUGGACGAAUUGGAUGUCCGCAUUUCAUGGCACCGGAAGUAAUUCAACGUAGGCAAUAUGGAAAAGCUGGAGAUGUUUGGUCGGCAGGUGUACUGCUUCACAUAUUACUUACUGGAACCCUUCCAUUUGUUGGCUCUCGGGACCGUCUACGGGAAGCGAUUUGCAGAGGACGAGUCCAGAUGGAGACACAUUUAUGGGACACUAUUAGUGAGACAGCAAAAGAUCUUAUUCAAAGGAUGCUUACGACGGAUGUAAAUCACAGAAUUACUAUUCAAGAAGUUCUCAAUCACAAGUGGCUGAGAGAUCGUGAUAAGGGUGCUGUACGAAUACAUUUAGCUGAAACUAUAGAAGAACUUAAGAAGUUUAAUGCUAGGCGAAAAUUGAAAACUGCUGUGAAAGCAUCUGUUUCCUCGGCAAGGUGGCAUGCACCAUAUUCGGAAACAAACGGUGAUAGUUAUUUUGAAAUUGGUGAUGAAGAAGUCAUGACAACAGGUCCUGUUGCUGAAAUUUUAGAUUCACUUGAUGACAUAGAGAUACUUCAGGAGAGUGGUAGACUGACACGCUCUGAAAUUCUUUCCACUGUUGAUGAUUAUCAACUUCGCGCGAUAUUAGAGCUUUAUGACAGAAUUUCAUCACGAUCUCCAACGCCAUGUCGAGCUCCACAGACAGACGCAGUUCAACGAGCCCGAGAAGUUGAGGAAGUUCUUCGAGACGUCGACAGGUCAAAUGCUAGAAAUAUCGACCGAGGUGAUCUUCGUGAACUCCAGGAACUUCUCGUCCAGCCGCAUCUCAAGGCGUUACUUCAAGCGCAUGACGUGGCUGGCCACGAGGUCUAUGGAGAGGAAGCAACGAGGGUCACUCCACCACCUCUUCUACCGUACCUGAACGGCAGUGAUGACCUCGAAGGGCAAAACGGUGACCUAGACCUCGAAAAUGUCACUCGUGUCAGGCUAGUUCAAUUCCAAAAGAAUACGGACGAACCCAUGGGCAUUACGUUGAAAAUGAAUGAAGAUGGAAAAUGUAUUGUAGCAAGAAUUAUGCACGGCGGUAUGAUUCACAGGCAGGCUACUUUACAUGUCGGAGACGAAAUUAGAGAAAUUAAUGGAAUUCCAGUGGCGAAUCAGUCUGUCAACGCUCUACAGAAGAUACUUCGAGAAGCACGUGGAUCAGUUACCUUCAAGAUAGUGCCAUCAUACAGGAGUGCGCCGCCUCCCUGCGAGUUGUUCAGGAUUAGGCCUCUGCCAGUGUUAAUAUUCGUUCGGGCGCAAUUCGACUACGAUCCAUUGGAUGAUGAAUUGAUACCAUGUGCACAGGCUGGAAUCGCAUUUAAGACCGGCGAUAUUUUACAAAUCAUAAGUAAAGACGAUCACCAUUGGUGGCAGGCACGAAAAGACAACGCGGCUGGAUCCGCGGGUUUAAUACCAUCUCCAGAACUACAGGAAUGGCGAAUUGCCUGUCUAGCGAUGGAAAAAAAUAAACAGGAACAAGACACUGAAGGAGAAGGAGGAUGUUCGUCUCACACCGAAGGCUGCGAUGGUUCGACAGUAAAUUGCUCAAUAUUUGGCCGGAAGAAGAAACAAUAUAAGGAUAAAUAUUUAGCGAAGCACAAUGCGGUCUUCGACCAGCUGGAUCUGGUCACAUAUGAGGAGGUCGUAAAGCUUCCCUAUCCCGCCUUUCAGCGUAAAACUUUGGUACUUUUGGGAGCCCAUGGAGUCGGCCGUCGCCAUAUCAAAAACACAAUAAUUGCAAAGCAUCCUGAUAAAUACGCCUAUCCAAUUCCACAUACAACGAGGCCUCCACGAAACGACGAAGAAAAUGGACGCAAUUAUUAUUUCGUAUCGCAUGAUGAAAUGAUGGCAGAUAUCGCUGCUAAUGAGUACCUGGAAUAUGGAACCCAUGAAGAUGCCAUGUAUGGGACGAAAUUAGAAACAAUAAGAAAAAUACACGAAGAGGGUAGAAUGGCAAUUCUUGAUGUAGAACCACAAGCGUUAAAAGUUUUGCGCACAGCCGAAUUUGCGCCUUAUGUUGUUUUCAUUGCCGCACCUGUACUUCAAAAUAUUGCCGACUACGACGGAAGCCUGGAGCGCUUGGCGAAAGAGUCGGAUAUGUUGAAGCAGGCGUACGGUCAUUUUUUCGAUCUGACGAUUGUAAACAACGACAUUGAGGAAACGAUUGCACAAUUGGAGGGUGCUAUUGAGAGAGUUCACACAACGCCACAGUGGGUGCCAGUUUCGUGGGUCUACUGACAGCGGAUUUCGCCAAGUCGUUCGAUUUUGACUUCCGACUGUAAUGGUGCAUCCAGAGGAAAGCAGUAAUUUGUCAAAAUGGAAAGUCCAACGACUUGUGCGUUGACGAGAGAUUCGCAUGGAUACAUCGAAUGGGAACAUCAGGUGAUUAAGGCACAAUGAUAGAUCAAUCAAAGAAAGAAAAAAAAAUUGUCGUCAUCGACCAAAAAAAAAAAAAAAAAAAAAAAAAAAUGUUAUUGGUCUAUGAUGAUGACACGACUCGGGUGUGAUUGUGGUCGUGUGUUCAUAGAAAAUGAAAAAGAAAGAAAUUAAUUAGUAGGUUAUUUAAUGAUCAAAGUCAAAGCUUCCGUGUCUGUGCAAAAAUAUAUUGAGAACCUAAAAUGCCUCAGAGACUCGGAAAAAAAGUGAUUUUUAGGAAAAUCGCGAUUUUUUUUUUGUUUUUUUUUCUCCCCCUUAUUGAUUAUUAUUAUAUAAAUAAAAGAGAGAAAUGAAUCACGAAACGACGAUGGAUCACACCUCUUUGCAGAUCGUCGAAGACUCCUUUCAGGCGAAGCAAUGUGUAUUUUUCCGCGUUUCGCAAAGAAAACAAAAAAAAAAAAAAAAAGAAGAUAAACGAAACUUACUCGCACUCGGGUAAAAUAGAAAGCACUCGAAUUUAGGUGGAUCAUGACUUAAGUUUAGCAAAAUUCUCAAUAUCGUCGAAAUAAGAAAGGUGAUUGAAAUAAAAAAGGACUUCUUUCGAGCAAUUAUAUAAAUGACGAGCGCUGCCCUUAUUCUAUUAUCUCUAUUCUAUAAGUCAUUCCUAUCCUACAGACUGUAAGAUUUCCAAGCAAAAUUAUUAUUAUCCACUGCAAAUAAUGUCCAUUAAAUACUAACAGUCGAUAUCCAAUUUUAGAAUCUAAACACUUGCUUCGUCGAGUUUGUAGCGCUUCUCCGUAUACUUUUGCAGUUCACGCAUUUCUUUUUCUUUCUCUCUCAAGACUGCGGUUACCAUUCAUUAUCAAAAUUUCAAACUAAUUUUAAUAUUUCUAAUUAAUUUAAUUGACAAAAGUUUUUCUAACUUUAUUGUUGAAAAUAAUUUAAAAAAUUUAUUAUUUAAUUGCCAAAAUGCAAAAAUUGUUUAAAUAUUAUGAAAAUAUUACAUUUUUUGCACGUUUAGAAAAGUUAAAAAUGAAAUUAAUAAAACGGUAAAGUCUGGUAACCUUGUAAAAGAAAAGUCUUUCACAUCCAAUCUCUUUUCUUCCUUCGAUAAAUUGCAAAGCGUGUUCCGCUCUCUUUUUUUUCCUUCUAAUCGGACUGUAUGUUUCUCGACAGUCAUGUAUCCACCCUUCCUUUCGUUAUAAUAUUUCUUUCUCAAAUGCAUUAUUUUUGUCAGACUGAGCUCAUUGUUCCCAGGAAGAAGGAAAUUUCAUUUCUUAUCAAAUUCAAAAAACUUGUCAAUAAUUUCCAAAAAAAAAUUCCUUUACACCACACUAAUAAUCAAAAUAAACAAUUUUUAAGUUAGAAAAAAAGGAAAUACAAAUUAAAACAUAAAAAUAGAAUUUAAAUGAAUGGAAAAAUUUUCCCAACAAGAAAAAAUGAAACGAAAUAAAUUGAAAAAUUAAUAUUUCCUUCCUGAUGGGAUCAGUAGUUGAGCGUCACAAAGAUUUAGCUCUUUGUGAGGGCUCUUGUAUAUCCAAACAUAGACUGAGAUACGUAUUGCAAUACUUAAAAAAAAGUAUAGAAUCACUCGGUUCGCAAUUACCCUCGUACAAAGAAUAUAAUCGAAUGGCGGAGUAACGAAAAUGUUACAUAGGAUAUUUAUGAAGUUACAAUCUCAAUAAAUAGAUAGUUUACCAGCUAUAUAAAAAUAAUUAACGACUUAAAAAACACAAAGAGAAGCGCUCCUACGUACACAGAGAUUUAACAACUAGUUAAAAUGAUUGAUCGAUUGAUUAAUGAAAUAACAAAAAAAAUAAUUAAUUGUGUAACUAAUUAAUGCUGAAUUACUAGGAGUCUAAAUAAAAAAUUUGAAUACGCAAAACCCGUAGGAAUGGCGGAAUGAAUGCGAUUAAUGUUGUCAACUUGAAAAUUUCAAAAUGUCACAAAGUCAAGAAAAUAUUCUCUCAUUUUCUUGAAACGUAGGUAAAAUAUUCAGCUACUUAAAUUAAGUAUGUCAAUUGUUAUUAGAAAAAAAAAAAAAAAUUUUCUUCUAUAGGAAAGAAUUUUUCCUUCUUUUUUUUACUGAAAUUUAAUAUUUCAGUUAAUUUUGUUUGACGUUCCUGUACAUUUUUCGUGUGACGAAUCUUAUUAAGAAAAAUUAACAUUUUUUUGUGAAAAAAAUGUUAUUUUUUUAAAAAAGAAAUCAAUUUUUUUGUGAAAUUAAUAAAAAAAAAAAAAAAGUUGACAACACUAAGAAAUAUGACACACGUGUGACCCUGUCCAGAAUUUAUUAGGCACAAAAUCUAAAAUAAAAUCAUGCUUUUAACUAGAUUCUCCUUCGAAUUCUCCAAAUUCCUCAUAAUUUCCCAUCCUUAAUGCACUCUCUCGCAUCAGAAUAUUUAAUGUAGAAAACACUCCCAGGUAAAAUUUUAUAGAAAUUUUCUGAUAAUUCGGUGCUGAUAAUAAUAUAUAAUCGGCAUAAAAAAAAUAGUCGCGCGAAAAGCAUCAUUGAGUAUUUUUUACAUAUAAUGGCAAAAUAUUUUCAUCUGCCGAAUGAAGAAAAAGAAAAAAAAAAGCGACUUGAAAAACACACGAAGGUUCUGAACAGGCGUCAUUGCACGAGGUGGAAUGUAUCGUCGGAUCAUUGAGUGAUCAGGAGCGUUAGUGCAAUUUUAUUAGCAAUUUAAGCCCGUCGGUUUAUGAAUCUAUUGAAUGAUUGUUACAUGGAAUUUAUCCAAAGCGAAAUGUACGCAUGCGAUUGUGAGAAAACAAAACAAAAAAAAAUAAAUAAA